AGUAUCCAAUUGGUGUACCAGUGAGGUGAUCGCACAAUCUCAGCCACUUCGUUUGGUACUGCUACUCCAUUUUAGUUCGUUCUCUGACGACACCCACCCAGAUCUACACGAAAGCUGCAGCUCUCUUGACUCGAGUGAGUCCACACAAGCUUUGUCCGGUUUGUCAAGGGAAGCCUCCUUCUUCACCGCAUUGUAUUUGAGCGUUUCAACAACUGUCCAGUUCGUUCGCUUUGACUUCGUUCGUCCUCUGCGUCGAGAAGGCUUCCCCGAACUCCAUCUUCGGUACCUUACACCAGCAUGGCAGCACUGCAUGGCCAUAGCAUGUCUGAAUCUGGCAUCUGCCGGGAUUACAUCACAGGUCUUUACAGUGAACCACCUCGAAGGCCUCCUCCGUCACCCCCAACCUCAUCUCACACAUUCGGACAUGCACGAGGGACAUCACUUCCACCUUUGGUGAUCCCGAACAAUGGAUCGCCAACACCGAGACCCCUUUCUGUGUUCCGGCCCCAGGAAGCGUCCACUGCCGCGUUUUUGAACUUUUCAUUCCCACGGCCUGUUGCCUGCAGAAAGACAUCAAGCAUUGACACCACCACAUCCAAGUCAACAAAUCUUUCGAUACCAAACACAAAGUCAACACAUAACGAAAACAAAUUUCUCUCGCCAAGCGCUUGCUUGGUACCUCCACCUCCUCCAAAAUCACCACGACGACCCUCGAUGUCCGCGUCAGACCAAAUAUCCCUUCCUCUACCAACACCAACACGACCUCUAUCAUGCGGAUCAGACCCAUCACGAUCACGGCCCUUAUCAUCAGGAUCCGACCAGGUCCCAGAACUAGAACCAGACGUUCACAAUGACGACGUCAGCAGUCUCUCCGACGCAGACGAAACACCUCCACCACCCACCUACGCGCCGCCCUCACCACCUUCACCACCACCCCGAUCACCGCUCCGUCCUUUGUCUAUGGAGUCCUCCCACUCAAUAUCACCCCAACUCCUACCCCCCUCACCAAAAGCCCAACUCCGCCGCUCCCACUUUUAUCCCGGCAAACGCAACCCGCCAGCACGCAUCAACUUCCGCCUCUCCCAGGGUUACUACCACAAGAGCAGCAAGAGCACACCCAACCUCCGACGACAGUCAGAUGGCUCUUCAGGGUCGGGAGACAGCGACAUGACUACCACCUCUGGCGAAAGGCAACCAAAAACUUACAACCUCGACGCCCUAAACCGCUUAAUGAGCCCUUCCGACCUAGACCUGGACAACCCCACAGCUCGCGAAUGCGGGAAAGCAGAAGCCGACGCUUUCUCGGAGCUGAUUGGGAUUAUCGAUCGAUAUAACGCCAAGGAGGGGGGUCCGCCGCCUGUGCCGGAACGGUUGCUGAGACGGGUGUCGUCGUUGAAUGUGAGGGUGGCGACGCCGGUUAUUGAUCCGGUGGAGGAGCAGAGGGAGCUGGGGGAGAAGGGGUUGAGGAAGUUGAGUCCGACGGAGUAUAUGGCGGAGGUGGAGGGGGUUUGGGGGAGUUAUUUUGAUGAGGACACUCCCGUUUGAGAGGGGAGGCUGUGGUCAGGGGAAAGAAAAUCAGGGGCAGGAGGUAUGAGGAAUGCUGGGCAGGGACUUUGGAUAGUGACAUGGAUGGAGUUGGUACUUUGGGGAUUUUAUGCAUAUGAUACCAAUUGGCUAAUGAUAAUGUACAGAAGAAUACAGUCAUCGUUCUUCACCCCCCCUUCCCU
Molecule: messenger RNA, 1727 nt
Organism: Neurospora tetraspora
Lineage: Eukaryota; Fungi; Ascomycota; Sordariomycetes; Sordariales; Sordariaceae
Exons: 1
Coding region: 298-1545 (415 amino acids)
Source: RefSeq, a predicted model, not a curated record